Messenger RNA from Pisolithus orientalis, 1784 nucleotides. Its product is annotated as glycosyltransferase family 4 protein. Gene Ontology annotation, molecular function: alpha-1,3-mannosyltransferase activity; GDP-Man:Man(1)GlcNAc(2)-PP-Dol alpha-1,3-mannosyltransferase activity. NCBI's taxonomy places the organism in Eukaryota, Fungi, Basidiomycota, Agaricomycetes, Boletales, Pisolithaceae. The coding region runs from base 36 to 1466 and encodes 476 amino acids. The transcript has 8 exons. The record is from RefSeq and is a predicted model, not a curated record.
GCCAGUACACGGCUGCAAGCUGACCAGCAGAAAUCAUGGCGACUGCAAGAAAGUUGCGGGUCGCAUUUAUUCACCCCGACCUUGGAAUCGGAGGAGCCGAAAGGCUCGUUGUGGACGCUGCACUUGGGCUGCAGGCUCUCGGGCACUCUGUUGACAUUUACACUUCGCACCACGAUAAGGAACACUGCUUUGAUGAGACUCGAAAUGGCACGUUGCGCGUACACCACGUCGUCCCCCCGUUUCCCCGCUCCUGGAAGGGCAAGUUCCACAUCUUACUCGCCCAUGCUAGACAACUGCAUUUAACAAAAUUUUUGUUGAGUUCACGCGUGGACCAGCACGACAUUUUCUUCGUAGACCAACUGUCGACGUGUAUACCGUUGUUGCGGUUUUGUGGGGGAAAACGCGUCGUGUUCUACUGUCAUUUCCCAGAUAAGCUCCUCGCUAACGGUGCAUUCGUCGAGGGGAAAGUGCUGAAGAGGAAAGUUGGGAUAUUAAAGCGAAUCUAUCGAUACCCUAUGGACUGGCUGGAGGAAGCGACAACGGGACAGGCCGAUGUCAUUCUUGCUAACUCCAAAUUCACAGCUCGAGUGACGAUGGCUCACUUUAGCUCUCUGAAAACGUCGCCCGAGGUAGUAUAUCCGGGUAUCAACAUCCAUGCAUACCAAGCUUCAGUGGAUAUGACGGAUCCCGAUAUUGUUCAAGUUACUUCUCCAAGACCGACGCUCCUGUCUCUCAACCGUUUCGAAAUGAAAAAGAAUGCAGCACUCGCCAUAGAAGCAUUUUUCCGUCUCAGAGGGAAACCCACGGUGCCCGACAACAUGCGACUCGUCCUUGCUGGUGGCUACGACCCACGUCUCGAAGAUAACAUCCGAACCCUCAGCAAUUUGAUCGAUCUCGCGCGAGCGUGCAACCUCACAUACAAAGUAAUUACACCCUCCAAAUCCAGCGCUCGCGCCCCCUCUUUCCCAGACGCAACCUCACACACGGAACCAGACGUUCUCUUCCUCCUCAAUUUCACGACCGGACAACGAUCAGCACUUCUCCAAGCCCCCUCGACGGUCGCACUUCUCUACACGCCUGCGAACGAGCACUUUGGGAUCGGACCCGUAGAGGGCAUGCUUUGUGGAUUGCCUGUUCUGGCAUGCGACAGCGGUGGGCCAACAGAGAGUAUCGUUGACGGUCAGUUAUCAGAAAGGACGGGGUGGCUCCGCACGCCCGAUCCGGGUGUUUGGGCAGACGCGUUAGAGGAUAUAUGCCGACUGUCAGAGGUGGAGCGAGCUGCCUUGACGCGUCGAUGUAAGGACCGGGCGAUGUCGAUGUUUGGGAUGGAGGCCAUGGCAAAGGCGAUGGACGUCUCCCUCCGUGAGGCGGUUGACAUGGGUGCUAUCCACACGUCGAUGAAGGAGGUUGGGUUUGCACUCGCAUUCGUGGUUGGCUUGAUUCUUACUAUCAUAUUUCGUCUAUGACCUGAGAACGGCACCGUGGACAUAGGGAUGUUUGAUCAGGAGUAAAAUGAAUGUUUUGUUUACCCCCAUCGUUCUCGUCAAACUUGCAUGACAGAACAUCCCAGUCGACACCUUAACGAGAUUGUCAUCGCAAGAGUAUGCUCCGAAACAGGAUAUGUAUCACGGAAUAACUUACACCCUCUUUUAACUCACACGUCUCGAUCAAAGCUCCUGCAACAAAUCCUUCGUCGCAUUCGCCUUCGUAUCGUCCCUCACGCUUCCAACCACCGUCUCCGUCUCCAACACGAGUAUUCACCUUUGCACUCCGAUCUGCAACGG